Messenger RNA from Malania oleifera, 877 nucleotides. RefSeq lists its product as uncharacterized. Bases 23 to 580 code for a protein of 185 amino acids. The transcript has 2 exons. Lineage: Eukaryota; Viridiplantae; Streptophyta; Magnoliopsida; Santalales; Ximeniaceae. The record is from RefSeq and is a predicted model, not a curated record.
AGGCCAUCGUUUUUUAAAAAGAAUGGCUAAAAUUAUUAUAUUAUUUGAGUUUUAUUAUAAACUCAAAAACCCUAACUUCAAGCCGAAGUUUAGGCUUAGGGUUUGGCAUCAAAAUACGCACACUCGACUCGAGACAGAGAAAUACAUGGCGACAACGACGGCGACUACAACAAGGACGGCGACAGCGAAAAGGAAGCCGGUGUUUGUCAAGGUGGAUCAACUGAAGCCUGGAACGAGCGGCCACACCCUAGCGGUGAAGGUGGUGAACUCGAAGACGGUGCUACAGAAGGGUCGAUCGGCAUCUCAGCUUCCUAACCGCAGUCGCAUCGCUGAGUGCCUCGUCGGCGAUGAGACAGCUUCUAUCCUCUUCACCGCUCGUAACGAGCAAGUUGAUAUGAUGAAGCCAGGCGCCACUCUUAUUUUGCGUAAUGCGAAGAUUGACAUGUUUAAGGGGUCGAUGAGGCUGGCGGUUGACAAAUGGGGGCGUGUUGAAGUCACUGAACCGGCUAAAUUUGUGGUUAAAGAGGAUAACAAUCUCUCGCUUGUUGAAUAUGAACUAGUUAAUGUUGCGGAAGAGUGACUAGGAUCUUUGGGAAAUGAAUAAUUCAGAGGUUACAGAAGGUUGGGUUCUUCUUGCCUGGGGACACCGUUAAUUGGAGCUGCAGUUAUGGAUCCGGUGGAAAAAAUGUUGCCGAGAGUUCACCUCCUCCUUCAGUCCCCUUCUAAUGACUGCAGAUAGUGAAGUUUCAGCUUCGAAAGUAGGUUGGGUUUAUAGAAUGGCCUGUCCCUCCUUGUCGCUGCUUUAUGGUGUUACAUGUAUUAUGGUUGAAUCUGGACAAGUGAAUUGAUAUAUAUUGUCAAUGAUUACCUUCUGUUA